Molecule: messenger RNA, 678 nt
Organism: Trichoderma atroviride IMI 206040
Lineage: Eukaryota; Fungi; Ascomycota; Sordariomycetes; Hypocreales; Hypocreaceae
Source: RefSeq, a predicted model, not a curated record
AUGGAAGCACCAGAAGGCCUUCGUAGGAUGCCUCGAGGGGAAAGAUGCCCCGAGUGCGGUAGCCAGAAAUGGUAUCUGCAAGACGGGCUGAGAUUUUGCGCCCGAGGCCAUCAAGUUGAAGGAUUUGUCCAAUUUGAUCUGGGUGAUAUCGAAGACUCUGGUAAAAUGGGAGCCGUGUCUCGGCGUGAAAAGGCCCCUAGAGAUCAACGAAGAAGGGCGCCGCUUACUGGCCAGGCUGGCAGAGAUCUCUAUCUUGAAUCCCUUCAAUUGAUUAUUAGGAGCCAACUCGCAUGGCUCAUUAAUGAGAAGGGGCACAGAGAAGAGCUUGAGACCGUCAUCCGCGACUUAUGGGACUUGCGAAUCAGAGGAUCCAAUUCUGGGUUGGGACAUGAUACCCACGAAGAAGAAGAAUUGGAGGUUUUCAGCUCUGAGCCUCCCCAGGACUCAGCCUUGUCAAACUGGCAGCAACAGUCCAGAAAACAAAGCUGGGAUCCUGAAUUGGGUUCGCGGUGGCCAUUGCCGCGUGUGCCCGAUACGCUCGCCAUUUGCUAUCUGGGCUGUGUCCUUUUGAGAAUACCUACUCACCUCGGUGAAAUUAUUCGAUGGGCAAAUAAUGGCAGUCUUUUAUAUAAAAAAUGCGAAGCAGUAUCACUCUUUACCCCAAGAAAUGCGCGAUAG